Daphnia pulex (common water flea) is the source of this 5244-nucleotide messenger RNA. RefSeq names its product protein polybromo-1-like (gene polybromo). NCBI's taxonomy places the organism in Eukaryota, Metazoa, Arthropoda, Branchiopoda, Diplostraca, Daphniidae. The transcript has 21 exons. The record is from RefSeq and is a predicted model, not a curated record. Bases 195 to 5183 code for a protein of 1662 amino acids. Gene Ontology annotation, molecular function: chromatin binding; protein binding. Gene Ontology annotation, biological process: chromatin remodeling. Gene Ontology annotation, cellular component: RSC-type complex.
UUACGCACACUAUACAAUAACGCCAAUAGCGUCCACAAAAAGGGUAUUUAGUUAUUUACAUAUAGGCGUUUCGUUUUCAUUUUUUAACGAUCCUUUAACCCUCGUGACAGUCCCUAUUAUAUCUCACGUUUGUAAAGAUUGUGCAUUUUUGUUUCGCAGUUUUCUGUGAAGUCGACAGUUUCGUUCCGGAAGAAAUGGCGGAGAAUUCAAGAAAACGCCGCCGGCUCGACCCUAUCGAAAUUUGCCAGCAAGCUUACGACGUGAUUCGAAACUUCAAAAAAGAAGACGGAGCUCUGUUAUGUGAUGCUUUGAUUAGAGCCCCAAAGAGAAGACAAGAGCCUGCCUAUUACGAUGUUGUGUCAAACCCAAUUGAUUUGUUAAGAAUUCAGCAAAAGAUCAGGACAGAUGAGUAUGAAGAUCUGGACCAAAUGACUGUGGAUAUUGAGCGGUUGGUUAAGAAUGCCAAGAAGUUUUAUCCAGAACAUUCAACGGAAUACCAAGAUGCUUGCACUUUAUGGGAUUUGUAUAAAAAAACAGCUGAUAAAAUCAAUGAAAGUGAAAGAGUUGAUGAAGUACCUGAGGUAAAGCCAGUAAAAGAAAGAAUCGUUGUCAAGUUGGGACGACCCCCCAAGAAGCCUGUCAAUGUCUCUCCUAUUGAAUCAGAAGAUGCAGAGUCUGAAGAAUCGAGGGAUAAUUUUUCUUCGUCUUCUUCCCAGCAUUUAAUUGAUGAAGAUAACAUGUACGAAGAACUUUUUGCAGCGGUUAUGAAUGCCACUUCAUCAGAUGGAAGAUUACUUCACUCAGUCUUUCAGCUACUGCCAUCAAGAAGACUUUAUCCUGACUACUACCAAGUUAUAGAAAAUCCUAUUGACUUAAAACAGAUAGCCACAAAAAUUCAAGCCAAUGAAUAUUCUAAUCUCAAUGAAAUGGAAAAAGAUUUGAAUCUUCUAACAAAAAAUGCAUGCAGUUAUAACGAACCUGGUUCCCAAAUUUAUAAAGAUGCCAAAUUACUGAGAAAAACGGUAUCUUCUCGAAAAGCCGAAAUUGAACAUUCUCGUCACACUGGAGGCAAAAUUAGCGAAAGAAUUAGUAAGCGUGCCAGAGCAACUCAGUCAUUAUCAGCAAUUACUGCUGCCCUUCAAUAUGACGACUCUAACGACGAAAUGGGUGAAGCAUCUAAAUCAUCCGACUUAUCUUUUAAAGAUGAAAUCGACGAAGAUAGUGAAUUGGGUGGUUCACAUAUUCGUCCAGAUGACGCUGAUUCAAGCCCAUUCUGGCAGUUGUACGACGCUGUCCAUAAUUACGUCGAUAACCAAGGAAAUGUAUUAUGCGAGCCAUUUUUAAAGUUACCCUCCCGCCGUCGUUACGCGGACUACUAUCACGAAAUUAAAAACCCCAUUUCUCUGAGUCGCAUCCGUUCGAAAUUGGCUCGGGAAGACUAUGGCAAUCUCAGUGAUCUUUCUAGUGACCUAAGUCUGAUGUUCGAAAACGCUAAACGGUACAACCGACCUGACUCGAAACUGUUCAAAGAUGCUGUGAAGCUUCAACGGGUGAUGCAAUCAAAAGUCCAGGAACUUUUAGCCGAUGACGAGAGUUCUGAUGGAGAAAUUGAAUUCACGCCUAAACGUCCUAAAGGUCGCCCCCGUCUUAACGCAACACUACCAAAAGCCACACCUAAAGUUCGCAGCGAUGUGGAUAACGUGCUACGUAAACGACUACGGAUUCUUUACCGUUGUUUGAUGGACUACAAUCCUACGGUGGAUGAUGGGCGUCAACCAAUCUUAGUUUUUAUGGAGAAACCCUCUAAAAAAUUGUACCCCGACUACUAUCGUGUGAUUGCGGAACCGAUUGACAUGGUCACUAUUGAUUCCAAUAUAAAGAAUGACAGAUACACUUGCGAAGAAGAAUUAUUAGAUGAUCUUCGUUUAAUGUUCAACAAUUGCCGACAGUACAAUGAAGAAGGUUCUGUUAUCUAUGAAGACGCCAACAUGCUAGAGCGGGUCCUUCUUGACAAAGCUCGAGAACUUGGGCUUGCACUGGCUGCUUCCGCUAAACCUAAAAGACGCAGUCGCGGUCCAAAUCUUCAGCAAAAAUUGAAAGCACUUUACGAAGCUAUUAAAGAACACAGAGAUUUGAAAGGAAGACAACUAGCUAGCAUUUUCGUCAAGCUUCCCUCAAAGACGGAGUACCCUGACUAUUAUGAAGUAAUUAAGAAGCCUAUUGACUUGGAAAAAAUUGGACAAAAAGUUAAAGCUUCUCAUUACGAAAAUGUCGAAGAGCUUUUGGCUGACAUUGUGUUGAUGUUCGAUAACGCCUGUCGAUACAACGAACCUGAUUCGCAAAUUUACAAGGACGCGCUCACUUUACAGCGAGUUGCAUUACAAACCAAGAUUCAACUAUGUGAAGACGAAGGACUAGUUCCCGAUGUUCGUGCCGCUGUUCAAGAGCUAUUCACUUCCUUGUUUGCCGCUGUGUAUAAUCAUCAAGAUGAAGAAGGAAGAUGUUACACUGACUCGCUGGCCGAGCUACCUGAACACGACGAAGUCGACGGGAAGAAGAUUCGAGCAAUUUCGCUAGAUCUUAUUAAGCGCCGUCUAGACAAAGGACUCUACCGCCGACUAGACGCCUUCCAAGAAGAUAUUUUUCUUUGCUUUGAGCGAGCUAGGCGACUUUCUCGAACUGAUUCACAAGUUUUCGAAGACUCCAUUGAACUUCAAUCUCAUUUUAUCAAGCAAAGGGGUGAAUUUUGUCGGCAUGGAGACGUGCUCAGUUCUCCAGCACUUAAUUAUAGUCUCAAACAACUUUUAGCCACCGUUGAGGCUGUUCGACAAGAAAAACUACCCAAGGAACAGCCAGAAGAAGAUUUGGAAAAUAAAGAUCUUGCUGCUCCUGCUGCUGCAGUUUCUGACGGGCUAGAAAUGAGCUUUAAUCAAGAAACGUACCGCGUCGGAGAUUUAGUCUACGUCGAAGCUACUGAAAGAAACAUGGAAAACCAUGUGUAUUUGAUCGAGCGUCUCUGGACUGCCAACGACGGACAGCAAAUGUUUUUGGGAAACUGGUUCUGCCGUCCUAAUGAAACAUUUCAUUUAGCUUCUAGGAAAUUUCUUGAGCAGGAGCUGUUCAAGAGUGACAUGCGUUCGGCUCAUCCCUUGAGUCAUAUCCGUGGCCGCUGCUGUGUUCUCAACGUCAAAGAGUAUUUCAAAUCAAAGCCUGAGGGAUUUGCCGAUAAAGACAUCUACGUUUGUGAGUCGCGAUACUCGACGAAAGCUCGGAUGUUCAAAAAAAUAAAGGUGUGGACGAGCUUGCAAACACCAGGAGUCGUUUUGGUGCCACGUGACCAGCCCUUAGAACCGAAGCGGGUAGUGUCUGUAUUUCGCGACCGCAUCGAAAAGCACAAAGAAGAACUAGCAGAGUUGGGUGAAGUAGAGAAAAUGGCAGAAAAGGAACUUGUCAAUGUCGCCGUCCCUGCACCUGUGCCUUCUGAUGGAUCCUCGGCACCUCCUACGCAACCUGGAAUGAAUUAUUACCAACAGUUAAACAUCCCUGGUCACACUUUACGCACUGGUGAUUGUGUUUACGUUCGAGCCGAAAACGGAAAACAGCUGAUUGCACAAAUUGAUUCUAUGUGGAUUGAUUCGGAGAAUGUUGCGUUUUUUCAUGGCCCCUGGUAUGUCACUCCGGCUGAGAUUUCGACUCAGAUUACUGGUCGCGUAUUUUAUCGUCAAGAAGUUUUCCUAAGCUCGAUCGAAGAUACGAAUCCACUAAUGAGCGUCGUGGGGAAGUGCUGCGUCCUUGACUUUAAUGAUUACACAACAUGUCGCCCAACAGAGCUAACGGAAAGCGACAUCUUUCUCUGUGAAUCGUUUUACGAGGAAUCGCGUCGCCAGAUUAAGAAACUUCCUCGUGAUGGCCUUAAAAAGUACACUCAUAGUCCGGCAGUUAUACGAGAUGAAAUUUACUUCUUCCGUCGUCCAAUUCAGCCUCAGAGAGAAUCCUCAUCUUUAAUGACGAAGCUAGCUGGGGAUGAAUUAACGGAAGAUUCAAUGGAUGGAGCUCCGCCAUCAGUUGGGUCAGACAGUUGCCCAGCAUCAAUGCCGCAUACUCCAUCCUCUUCGUCCCUCAAUACCCCGUCCGUAGUGAAAAAGCCCAUCAAAAUAUUUCAGAAACGUAUGGUUACUGGCUACAUCAUUUAUUCGGGCGAAGUGCGCAAAAACUUUGCAGCUAAAAACCCAGACGCAACUUUCGGUGAAGUCAGUCGACUGGUGGGUAACGAAUGGCGAAACUUGCCCGCGCACGUCAAAUCUGAAUAUGAAGAGCGGUCACAACGAGUUAACGAAGAAACUGCAGCCGAAAUGGCUCGCAACGGCACAGAUAGCACACCUUCUGCGUCUGGGACAACUUCGGGAGAUGCUGUACAUCAAGGAGAUGUUAUUUUCGAAUGUUUCUGGAAAAAGUGUGACUGGCAAGGGGAAGAAAUUGGCGAAUUAACCGAACAUUUGCUCUCAGAACCUCAUGGUCACGUAUUGACAACAAUCAAUCCUAACGACACGGAAUUCCAAUGCAUGUGGCGAGGGUGCAGUCGCAUCCGCAAGGGAGUGCCACCGUUCCCUAAAAUGGAGCGUCUUUUACGACACGUCAGGGAGAUUCAUAUUGUAAAAAAUCAAGGACGCAUUGUAUCUCCUAAUGAUCGCAACAAUUUCAAUAGUGCCAAGAAAGUAGCUCGCCCAAGCACCACUCCAGGUUCAACUCAGACUAACGUUUCAGCAUUCAGUACGAAUCCAGGACCAGCAAACGUUAUUUCACAUCCACCAACUAAUUCAGUUCAUCAGCCAAUUGGUCAUCAAGUCCAAGUUCAGAAUACUGCGCAGCAAUCUCGUCAAGCUACUGGUGAACCAAUUUUCGUAGCUGUUCCACCAAAGCCACAGAGACUGUUACAUUCUGAAGCCUAUAUCAAGUAUAUUGAAGGAUUGCACAAUCAAUACCGAUACAUCUCAAACUGGGAUAAGAGCUUGCGCGCUACUAAGACAGCAGUCCCUGAUGUAAAUCGACUACCUUCUCAUUGGCUUGCUUCAAACACACAAGCAAAGCCCGACGCGAAUGGUCGAGAUACUCUUUCCACACUUUGGGCCUUACGGGAACAUAUGUUGAAAGAUACAUUAAACAUUUCAAAUUUGUUCAAUUGAUGUCUAUAAUCUCAAGUUUUUGUAUUAUGUGUUUUCAGCAUUAAACUGUGUUUGACAAAGA